Daldinia decipiens is the source of this 1020-nucleotide messenger RNA. RefSeq lists its product as uncharacterized. Bases 80 to 880 code for a protein of 266 amino acids. Lineage: Eukaryota; Fungi; Ascomycota; Sordariomycetes; Xylariales; Hypoxylaceae. The transcript is spliced from 2 exons. The record is from RefSeq and is a predicted model, not a curated record.
GCCGCUUUCUACCCAUCAUCACUUGGAUUCUAUCAUUUCUCUCCUCUCUACACUACGCUUCAACAAGCAAACCGUCACGAUGGCUAAAAAGCGAGCAUUCUCUUCCGAAGAGGGAGACCGCGCUGGCCACAAACGCAUUCGCACUCGCACCAAAUCGGCCCCUGACGCGAGCGACGACAAAAUAAAUAAGGCUAUCAACAUGGCGUUGAGCAAAGCCAGCGUUGGGAAGAAAUACACCUGGAUGAACCGGGAGACCGGUACUCUUCAGAAGCCUGAACCUCCCGUCUACAAGACUAAGGGAAAAGAAGAAGAAAAAGGGCUUGCGGACUGCCCGGGAAGCCCCGAGUCAUACACCACUGCCUACACCACUGCCCCUCCUACAGUUGCCAAUGACGGCCCUAUACAGCCGAGCAUUGAGAACGCGUCUGGAGACGCACCCGAGGACUUCGACGAAGAGCUGGCGGAAAUGGAAAAGGCACUGGCUGACGACGAAGAGUCCGACGAGAUAGUGGCAGCUAUGGAGAAGGAAUUGGCCGAGGACCAGAUGCUCAAGUCUAGGUCUGGUAGCGGCUCCUCGGAGUCCCCUAUCGUUAUUUCCUCCAGAGAACCUAGCCCUGUCAACAUCCCGUCUAAAGAGGAUACGCCUACCAAAAACAUCACAGACUCGAAGAAGCCAGCCCUCCCGACUCCACCCAAGACGGACAAUGAGGAGAAGCCUGAACAGCAGAAACAGAAGAAACCGGCGAAGAAACCGGUGCAGAAGAAGCCUAAGCAGAAGCCUGUUGUCCAGGAACCCGAGGAAGACCCCGCCGUGGCGGAAGCUCAAGAGCGAGAAGAGCUGUUCGCCAUGCUAGACUACAUCUACCAAUUUGCCUAUUAGGAGGCAUUUCCGUUUCCCACUUUGACGUUCAUCCCAUUCACAGCAUCGGAAAACAAGCACGAGCCAGUAAGGCACAGGCCAGUGACGAAGAGACAAGACUUUACAUUCAAGGGCAUAGAUUGCAUUUCAUUACAUCAUCG